Molecule: messenger RNA, 1131 nt
Organism: Spodoptera littoralis (African cotton leafworm)
Lineage: Eukaryota; Metazoa; Arthropoda; Insecta; Lepidoptera; Noctuidae
Source: the annotation of a GenBank genome assembly
AUGGCACUCUCUUAUUUCUAUAUAAGAGCAUCUCUCCUAGAAGAAGAGGAUGACGAUUGUGAACGUGCCCGCAAACGUCGUAAGUUAAGGGAAAAGUUCAAUCCCGCCAAAAUCCCUGACAAGGAGUUUUUAUACAAAUACAGAGUAACUCGGGAACUGUAUGAAGUAUUAUGUGAUGAAUUAAUACCAUUGUUGCGUCCUAAGAAGAGUUGCACAGGUUUAGACCCUAAGUUAAAGAUCCUAGCCGCUUUAAAUUACUAUGCUUGGGGCCAUUUGCGUGGGGUUACAAAUAGACGCUGCAGGAUGUUGCUCUCUAAACAAUCCAGGACUCGCUGUACAGGUGAAGUGACACGGGCUCUGAAUGAUCCUAGCAUUUUAGAGAAAUUCAUACAGUUCCCAGAGACUCAGGAGGACAGAGAAAUGAAUAAACAGAAAUAUUACGAGAAGUUUGGGUUCCCGAAUGUGUUAGGCUGUGUCGACUGUACCCACGUGCUGGUGCUCAAACCUCCGACAGACGACCACUACUUAUACCUGAACAACAACAGUCAUACGGUGUUUUCGCAAAUUGUGUGCGACGCUGACUGCAAUAUCAUAAGUGUGGACUCGUCUCACGGUGGAGCUUCGACUAAACAGAAUGUAUGGAAUGCCAAUCCCCUUUCUAAUCACAUGCAAAAUCUUGACGAUACUGCUUACAUUCUUGGAGACUCGAGUUACGCUCAACAAGACUACCUAAUGACUCCGAUAAAAGAUCCUGCAAAAUUAACUCCAGAAAGUAGAUAUAACGUUAUUCAUAAAGCAGCGCACUCCACUGCCACCCAAACGAUACGGGAAUUAAAAUCUAGAUGGCGUUGUCUCUUAGCUAACAAACCUCGUUACUUCUUUGACAUGAUGGCGAAAAUUUUUAAAGCGUGUUGCGUUUUACAUAAUAUUUGCAACAUGGCGGGUCUGAAAGCUCCUGAAAUGACCUUAAAGGAUGUUCGUGGUGAGAGAAGGAGAUAUAAAAAUGCGAAUUGUUGUGAUUAUGAGGAUAGUAGUGCAGGUGUAGAAGCUAGAAGUCAGUUGGUGGAGUAUUUUGAGACGGUGCGAUUUGUGCACAAUAAAGCAAAAACUAUCGCUCGUAGGAUGCGUUAA